Molecule: messenger RNA, 791 nt
Organism: Aplysia californica (California sea hare)
Lineage: Eukaryota; Metazoa; Mollusca; Gastropoda; Aplysiida; Aplysiidae
Product: polypeptide N-acetylgalactosaminyltransferase 5
Exons: 3
Coding region: 168-596 (142 amino acids)
Cellular component (GO): Golgi apparatus
Source: RefSeq, a predicted model, not a curated record
AACGAUGAUGAUGAUGACGUUUGUUCCUUUCUCCAGGCUGGCUGGAACCCCUCCUUCAACGAGUCAGCGAGGACUACACUGUGGUGGCUGUGCCCGCGACUGACGUCAUCGGCUGGCAGGACUCUGCCUACCACUUCGAGCCUACCCAGAAGCAGCUGAGGGGAGGCAUGGACUGGAAUCUCAUCUUUAACUGGAUGUCUAUGACACCGCCCGACGGAAGGGAGAGAAAGACCUGGGCAGAUCCUGUCAAAAUGCCCACUCACCUCGGCUGCUGCUUCGCCGUAUCCAAAAACAACUUCAACCGUUUGGGCGGCUAUGACCCAGAACUCCAAAUCUGGGGAUGUGAAAACAUGGAGCUCUCUUUCAAGGCGUGGAUGUGUGGAGGGAGUAUAGAGAUGAUCCCUUGCUCACACGUAGGUCACAUGUUCCGAGUUCUUCUGCCUUUCUCCGUGGGUCAAAACUUUGACCGAACUUUGACCCGGAACUGUCUCAGGGUGGCGGAGGUCUGGAUGGAUGAGUACAGGGAGAUUUACCGUGAGAGGAUAGGGCCACAGAUGGUGAGUACAGAGAGAUUUACCGUGAGAGAUUUACCUUGAGAGAUUUACCGUGAGAGGAUAGGGCCACAGAUGGUGAGUACAGAGAGAUUUACCGUGAGAGAUUUACCUUGAGAGAUUUACCGUGAGAGGAUAGGGCCACAGAUGGUGAGUACAGAGAGAUUUACCGUGAGAGAUUUACCUUGAGAGAUUUACCGUGAGAGGAUAGGGCCACAGAUGGUGAGUACAGAGAGAUUU